GACCCUGCCCCCAGCCUCCGCCCCCGGCCCGGGCCCGGGCCCCACUUGGCGAUCGGGCAGGAAGAGCGCGCUGCCACUCCGGAGCCGCUGCCGCCGUCACAGCCACGGAGCUGCCCGGUCAGGCUCGGCUCAGCUGGGGCGGACACCGGGAGCUUGGGACGCCACCGGCCGCAGAUCUGAAGGGGGAAAAGUUGGAAGCACAUUUAUAUACAACCAGAAGGCAGUUUUCUAGAUUGAUUCAACUUUAAGGCAUUGCCAUGGUUGACACAGAGAUGCCAUUUUGGCCCACCAACUUUGGGAUCAGCUCCAUGGAUCUGUCUGUCAUGGAUGACCACUCUCACUCCUUUGACAUCAAACCCUUCACCACUGUUGACUUCUCCAGCAUUUCCACCCCACAUUAUGAAGACAUUCCAUUCACCAGGGCUGACCCAAUGGUUCCUGACUACAAGUAUGACCUGAAACUCCAAGAGUGCCCAAGUGCUAUCAAAGUGGAACCUCCAUCCCCUCCUUAUUAUUCAGAAAAAAGUCAGCUCUACAAUAAGCCUCAUGAAGAAUCCUCUAACUCCCUUAUGGCCAUCGAAUGCCGAGUCUGUGGGGAUAAAGCUUCUGGGUUCCACUACGGAGUACAUGCUUGUGAAGGCUGCAAGGGUUUCUUCCGGAGGACAAUCCGCUUGAAACUGAUCUAUGAUCGGUGUGACCUUAACUGUCGGAUCCAUAAGAAGAGUAGAAAUAAAUGUCAGUACUGCAGGUUUCAGAAGUGCCUUGCUGUGGGGAUGUCCCAUAAUGCGAUCAGGUUUGGGCGGAUGCCACAGGCCGAGAAGGAGAAGCUGUUGGCUGAGAUCUCCAGUGAUAUCGACCAGCUGAACCCAGAGUCUGCUGAUCUCCGGGCCCUGGCAAAACAUCUGUAUGACUCAUACAUAAAGUCCUUCCCUCUGACCAAAGCCAAAGCGAGGGCGAUCUUGACAGGAAAGACGACAGACAAAUCACCAUUUGUUAUUUAUGACAUGAAUUCCUUAAUGAUGGGAGAAGACAAGAUUAAAUUUAAGCACACGCCCCUGCAGGAACAAAGCAAAGAAGUGGCCAUCCGCAUUUUCCAGGGGUGUCAAUUCCGCUCCGUGGAGUCUGUCCAGGAGAUCACAGAGUAUGCCAAGAACAUUCCAGGUUUCGUCAACCUUGACUUGAAUGACCAAGUGACCCUCUUGAAGUAUGGUGUCCAUGAGAUCAUCUACACUAUGCUGGCCUCCUUGAUGAAUAAAGAUGGGGUUCUCAUAUCCGAGGGCCAAGGAUUCAUGACGAGGGAGUUUCUGAAGAGCCUGAGAAAACCCUUUGGUGACUUUAUGGAACCCAAGUUUGAGUUUGCUAUAAAGUUCAAUGCACUGGAAUUAGAUGAUAGUGACCUAGCAAUAUUUAUAGCCGUCAUCAUCCUCAGUGGAGACCGCCCUGGUUUGCUGAACGUAAAGCCCAUUGAGGACAUCCAGGAUAAUUUGCUGCAGGCCUUGGAGCUCCAGCUCAAGCUGAACCACCCUGAAUCUUCCCAGCUGUUCGCCAAGUUGCUUCAGAAAAUGACAGACCUCAGACAGAUUGUAACAGAGCACGUGCAGCUGUUGCAGGUCAUCAAGAAAGAGACGGACAUGAGUCUUCACCCACUCCUACAAGAGAUCUACAAGGACUUGUAUUAGCACAGGAGUCCUAACCCACUGACAGCGUGUUCUUUCUUCCAAUUGCACUAUUUCGUUGAGGGAAAACAUGACAUGCCUAAGAAAUUACUGUGAAAAAAAAAGCAUUUUAAAAAGGAAAGAGCUUUAGAAUAAUAAGAUCUAUUUUAUGCAUAUUGUUUUUAAAAGACACAUUUACAAUUUACUUUUAAUAUUAAAAAGUGACUAUAUCAUGAAAUUGCUGGCAGUAUUUGGAGAAUGAGUCUGGUGUUCAGGGGUUGUGUCUUGUUUUUGUUUUUCUUCUAGCCUCUCUUUUUUUCACAUUGUUUUUUAACUGUGGAUGGCACUGCCCAUAAACCUUCAUCUUAAAAUAAAUUAAUUUCUUUGACUCCAUCUACAGGAACCAUUCUAAAACAUGGUUAUCAUGUAUUCCCAAAGACUCCUGGGGAUUCCACUGUAGCCCUCUCAGAGUUUGUAUUCCUCAAUCUGGAUUGGAUAUGAAAUCAGGAGUAGGCUCUGUCCCAGGAUGGUUGACUUUAUUAAGAAGCCAGCCUUUUCCCAUGACCCUGUACCUAGUUUCCAACACUACCAGAUACACCUAUAUAUGCAGCCUGUGCAUAUAUUUAUAAAUGUGCUCCAUGAUCCUAGAUCUGGAGCUAAGGGAGAUCACAGAGGACAACUAGUUCAACCUUCCUAUUUCAUGGAUAAGGACACCGAGGCAGAUAAAAGUGAGUUGCCCAAGGUCACAUAGGGAAAUGUAUAUCACAGGCAGGAUUUGAACUCAGCCCAUUUACCUGCGGGUCCAGUGCUAUUUUGACUGUACCAUGUUGCCUCCCUCUCUGUCAAGUAUUUAUUAAUACACCCAACACUGUGCUAGGCACUGUAGUACAACUGAAUGACAUAGUCCCUGCCCUUAAGGUUAGAGUCCCCUUGAAAAGGCAAAGUCAACAUUCAUGCAUACAUUCAACAAGCCUUUACUAAGCACCAGCUAUUCACCAGGUACCGUGCCAGGUACAGAGAAUACAAAGAGAAGAACUGAAACUCCCUGUUCCAAAGACCUUACAUUCCACAAGGGGAAACAAAAUGGACCCAGAUAAGUCACUACAAAAUAUAAGUCAUUUCCAAAGGAGAGAAAACUAACAAUUGGGGAGGUUGGGAAAGGCAUUGGGUAGGAGAUGGGUGUUAAGCUGAAUAUUAAAAGAUGCUAGAGAUUCUAAGAGGCUGGGGUAAGGAAUGGAUUCAUUCUAGGCAAGAGGGACAGCCUUUUCAAAGGGAUAGGAAAUAGAAUGUUAUAUACAAUAGAUGAUUUUAGCUAGAAUGUAUCCUGCAUGCAAGGAGAUGAAGCAAAGACAGGCUGGAGCUAGAUUUUAAACAGAACAAUUAGUGGUUUGUCCUAGAGAUGACAAAGAGUCACUGAAGCUUCUCUAGCAGAGAGAUGAUUUGAUUUGACCUGUGCCUUAGGAAUAUUAAUUUGAUGGCUAUAGGAAAGAUAGAUUGGAAAGAGGAAAGACUGGAGGCAGAGAGACCAAUUAGUAGGCUAGUGAAAGAGUCUUAAGUAAAGGGGAGUGAGGGUCCAGUUAGAGAGAUGAUAGUGUGGAUGAAGACAAGGGAACAGAUAUGAGACCUGUUUGAGGAGGCCAAAUCAACAAGACUUGGAAACUGAUUAAAUGUAGGGUAGGAUAGAGAGAAGAGUUGGGAAAAUUCUGAGAUUACAAAUUGCAGUGAGUGCAAGGAUGGGGGUACUCUCAAUAGUCAUAGACCAGUUAGGAAGAAGGGAGUGGGUUAGAAGGGAAAGAUGAUAGUAAGUUCUAUUUUAGACGUGUUGAAUUUCAGAUGCCUGUGGGACAUAUUUGAAACAGCUAGAGAAUAUAAGGUAAUGUGCAAUUAAAGGCCAAGUAAGUGGUACAAGCCAUAAGUAUAAGAUGAAUCCAGAAGAGGGAGGGAUCAGUGAGAACUGGAGUCUCAAAAGGCUAUUGAAGUAGAUUAGAGUUAAGUUAGACCUAGGACAUAGGUUCUUAACCUUUUUUUUUUAGUGGUGGGGGAGGCAUGGACCCCUUUGGUAG
This is a messenger RNA of Trichosurus vulpecula (common brushtail), 3718 nucleotides long. RefSeq names its product peroxisome proliferator activated receptor gamma (gene PPARG). Gene Ontology annotation, molecular function: RNA polymerase II cis-regulatory region sequence-specific DNA binding; nuclear receptor activity; zinc ion binding. Gene Ontology annotation, biological process: negative regulation of transcription by RNA polymerase II; positive regulation of transcription by RNA polymerase II; negative regulation of inflammatory response. The coding region runs from base 258 to 1679 and encodes 473 amino acids. NCBI's taxonomy places the organism in Eukaryota, Metazoa, Chordata, Mammalia, Diprotodontia, Phalangeridae. Gene Ontology annotation, cellular component: nucleus. The record is from RefSeq and is a predicted model, not a curated record. The transcript is spliced from 8 exons.